Messenger RNA from Bradysia coprophila, 1254 nucleotides. RefSeq names its product 32 kDa beta-galactoside-binding lectin. The record is from RefSeq and is a predicted model, not a curated record. Gene Ontology annotation, molecular function: carbohydrate binding. Lineage: Eukaryota; Metazoa; Arthropoda; Insecta; Diptera; Sciaridae.
UUGAAUUGGAAUUCGGUUAUAAAAUUUGUGCUUUUCGCAAAACGUUUGGAAAACCUUCAAUCGAUAUUUGUCCUGUGUCAAGCAAACUUAUAACAUCGAACAACAGUACAGAGUUGAGCGAAAUAAAAAUUCAGUUUGAAAUCGUUACGGUGAAGAGACACAUCUUGUUUUCCCAGAUAGAGUCCGAUUUAUUCCAUUUCUGAUAUAAUGAAUAUCUGGUCCGGCAAGCUUCUGAGUGAGGUUCAGUUCGGUCAUGUAAUCAUUAUCGGCGGGAUGGUUAAAGCAAAUCCUAUAAAAAUAUCGAUAGAUUUCGCUGAAAAUGCCAAUGACACAUACAUGCCGACCGACAACAUCAUGCUGCAUCUGAGUGUACGAUUCCUCGAAAAACAAAUCAUUCGUAGUUCUCACUUUCCGAAUGUUGGCUGGUCGGAUGAACAAAUUUCAAAUAAUCUCAUUGGAAAGGCUCUGAAAAAUCCACUGAAACCAGGAAAACCUUUCAGCAUACGCCUGACCGUCUUACAAGUUAUCUUCCAAAUUCACAUCAAUGACGAACUCUACUGCACGUAUGACCACAAUCGACCUCUUAACGAGAUUAAGUUUGUUCGGGUCAAACAUGAUUUCGAAAAGAUUACACAAUUUGAUCAUCGACUUUUGUUUCCACAAACAUUUCCGGUGCAAUUUGAUUAUCCCGAAUGCAAUUACGUGUUUACGAGCGACGUUCCGGUUCCAAUGGAUAUUGGUACAACGUUUGUGAUCAGCGGCAUCGCUUCAGGGUGUCGGGACGGUGAAUUUGCAAUCGAUUUAUACACAAAUGAGUCAACCCAAAUCAUAAUGAGAUUAAAUGUGAAAUUUGGUGAAAAAGUGGUGGUUCGAACGUCGCAAAGAAUUGAUUGCAAAUUCUACGAAGAAGACGAAGAGAGAUCGGGAAUAUUUCCCUUCAAGCGAGGUCAGCAAUUCAAAAUCGGUAUCGCUGUGACACGCGAAUGUUUUCAAAUAUUCAUCAACGGUGACCAUUACACGUAUUUCAAUCAUCGCUGUCCCAACCAUCAAGUGGCCGUUUUGAAGUGUUGUGUAAUCAACGGCGGAGAAAUGAACGUCUCGGCCAUGAAAUAUUUUGAUGGACCGCAACAUUUGGGAGAAUUGACUUCAAUGUAAAAGAAGCCUGACGAACGCUACACAAUUUAUUCAUUAAUUGCUGGUACAGCACCAAUUAUUUUCAUUUCAAUAAAGAGGAGACAGGUGACGUUCUCAGUA